AUGUCUGCUUCACAAAAUUCUCCUUUGCUGCUCAGUCUGGCACUUUUCUUCUUCAUUAUUCAACUGUUACCUUCAGCUCGUGCAGCUCCGAUAAAUCACAAAACCAACCACAGAGAACCCGAGAACUUUAAGAACUGUGCCGAGCUGUACACAAGGGGUCAAACCAUAAGUGGUGUUUAUACAAUCGACCCUGACGGUAAAGGUGCCUUUAAUGUUUAUUGUGACCAGACAACAGCUGGUGGAGGCUGGACAGUCAUCCAAAAGAGACAGAAUGGCUCUAUCGAUUUCAACCGCACCUGGGAUGACUAUACAAAAGGCUUCGAUAACAAUGUUAAAAGUGAUGGUCUCAGGCAUCACACAGGCAUCUCAUUUGGCACUUGGGAUAGAGAUCCUGCUGGUCCUGGAUGCGUAACAAAAAAAGGUGGAGGUUGGUGGUACAGUAAGGAUUGUGAAGAACCUCUGCACUCAAAUCUCAACGGUGUCUAUCAGCUUGGUAGAGGGGGCGAGAUCUAUUGGGCAAAUCUCCAUCCCGAAAUAGCAAGUGGCAGUGCUCCCACGACAACUGAAAUGAAGAGCAGACCUGUGAAAUUUUCUUAA
Molecule: messenger RNA, 597 nt
Organism: Stylophora pistillata
Lineage: Eukaryota; Metazoa; Cnidaria; Anthozoa; Scleractinia; Pocilloporidae
Product: ryncolin-1
Source: RefSeq, a predicted model, not a curated record